Molecule: messenger RNA, 1578 nt
Organism: Ilex paraguariensis (yerba mate)
Lineage: Eukaryota; Viridiplantae; Streptophyta; Magnoliopsida; Aquifoliales; Aquifoliaceae
Source: the annotation of a GenBank genome assembly
AUGACGUCGACUUCAGUGCCUGAAACAGGGACGCAGCAGGGGGCAGCGGCGCUGCUACGGCGGCCAUCGCGGAGCGCCGCCACCACGACCUUCUCUUUGGAGGUCUUCGACAAUGAGGUCGUCCCCUCUUCUCUGCAACCUAUCAGCCACAUUCUCCGCGUCGCCACCGAGAUCCAGAACGAGCGUCCUCGCGUUGCCUAUCUCUGCCGGUUCUAUGCGUUUGAGAAGGCGCACAGGUUGGAUCCGAGCUCGAGUGGACGUGGUGUGAGACAGUUCAAAACAGCUCUUCUUCAGCGAUUAGAGCGGGACAAUGCAUCAAGUCUUGCCUCUCGGGUUAAGAAAACAGAUGCAAGAGAAAUUGAGAGCUUCUACCAACAAUACUAUGAGCACUAUGUUAGAGCACUGGACAAGGGAGAGCAAGCAGACAGAGCUCAACUGGGCAAAGCUUACCAGACAGCCGGAGUGCUUUUCGAAGUUCUCUGUGCCGUUAACAAGACUGAAAAAGUCGAAGAAGUUGCUCCCGAGAAGGAGCUUAGCAAUGUGCACUUUUAUGAGCAGAUUAUUGCCGCAGCAAAAGAUGUCCAGGCAAAGAAGGAAAUCUAUGCUCCCUAUAACAUUCUUCCCCUGGAUUCUGCCGGGGCAUCACAAUCCAUUAUGCAGCUUGAAGAGAAUAAAGCUGCUGUGGCUGCACUGCGGAACACACGUGGCUUGAAUUGGCCGGCCUCAUUUGAGCAGCAAAGGCAGAAAGCAGGGGAGUUGGACCUUCUUGAUUGGCUAAGGGCAAUGUUUGGGUUUCAGGCAUGUCUUGAUGAUCGAGCUGUUGAUGCAUUCAUGAACAAGCUUUUCAAAAAUUACAAAACAUGGUGCAAAUAUUUGGGAAGGAAACACAGUUUACGGCUCCCUCAAGGGCAAGAAGAAGUGCAACAAAGAAAGAUACUUUACAUGGGCCUCUAUCUUCUUAUCUGGGGUGAAGCAGCCAAUGUCCGCUUUAUGCCAGAGUGCUUAUGCUACAUUUUUCAUAAUAUGGCAUAUGAACUCCAUGGUCUAUUGGCUGGAAAUGUCAGCAUUGUCACUGGAGAAAACAUUAAGCCUUCUUAUGGUGGGGAUAACGAGUCUUUCCUUCGGAAGGUCAUAACGCCCAUUUAUCGCGUCAUUGACAGGGAGGCCAAGAAGAGCAAAAAUGGGAAAGCCCCUCACUCAGCUUGGUGCAAUUAUGAUGAUCUAAAUGAGUAUUUCUGGUCAUCUGAUUGCUUCUCUUUGGGUUGGCCCAUGCGUGAUGAUGGCGAUUUCUUCAAAUCAACGCGUGACAAGACUCAGGGAAGCACAGGCAAAUCAUACUUUGUUGAGACCCGAACAUUUUGGCAUAUCUUCCGAAGUUUUGAUCGAUUGUGGACGUUUUUUAUUCUGGCUCUACAGGCUAUGGUCAUCAUUGCAUGGAGUGACAUUUCUCUAUUGGAUAUUUUCCAGAGGGAUGUCUUAUAUAACCUGUCCAGUAUUUUCAUCACGGCAGCCCUUCUUCGCUUCCUUCAAAGUAUGACCUUCUUACCUGAUAGCUGGAACAGCACAGCUCAAGCUUAA